Messenger RNA from Nematocida ausubeli, 2355 nucleotides. RefSeq lists its product as uncharacterized. The transcript has a single exon. The record is from RefSeq and is a predicted model, not a curated record. Lineage: Eukaryota; Fungi; Microsporidia. Bases 1 to 2355 code for a protein of 784 amino acids.
AUGAGAUUCUUAAGGAAUGUACUCUUUCUACUAGUAGAAACAGAAAGUGUUUUUUGUGCAGUAUAUAAUCCGAUAUUCAUAAGCCCUAAUACAUUUGAAACAGCGAAUCCAGCCCUUUUGAUUGAGCCUUCUAGACAUGAACGGCAUGCAGGAAAAAGAAGAGAAUUGCAGUAUAAAUUAGACAAUAACUAUGCUGUACGCAAUGGACUUGAAUAUAUAGAAGAUGCCUUUGACCAAAAUAAAAGAGAAACCCUCUAUGAGCCAGGCCUUCCUAAGUCAAACCCGAAUGAAAAUGGAUUUGAAGUCUCUGAGAAAAAUCCAUACAUAAGACAAAUUCUAUUCACAGAUCUUCAUGAAACAAUAAGCAAAAACAAAGAUAAGUAUCGCGAGUGUAGGAACUUACUAGACAUAUUACAGGCCCCUCGGAAAAUAAAGUCAGUGGGUCCUGAUGAGUUCUAUUUAUAUGGAGAAGACUACAGAGAAAUAAAUCCAAAGGUCUGCUCUUUUAUGGUAAUAAGCUGCAUGGACCCUUCUGAAUACAAAUAUCUGAAAAACCUGCUUGACACAGCACCAAACUAUACGCGCCCAGAUAUUAAGAAGAAGUUCAGAUAUCGGUGCGAUGCUAUGCCCAAGAACCUGGAGUCAUAUUCUGUUGAGAUGCGGAUAAGAGAAAGCUCUUACACUAUAACUAAGUUUUAUGAAAAAUUGCAAGAUGUACGGAGUGUUUUGUACAAUGCAUUAGAGAGCAGCAGAAUGGAUGCACAAGCAAUUGAUGCCUUUUGGGAUCACCAAGUAAUGGUACGAACCUUCUACUCUUACAUAGCCAGUCAGCUGAAGGUCUUUUUGGAAAUUCAAAGGAAAUUUAUUUAUAGCGAUGCAGCAGUAGAAGAAAUUAGCAAAGUUAGAAAAAGAGGAGACACUAUUACAAACAGCAGCGAGAUAUAUGAGAUGCGAGAAAAACACAUCAAUGAAAACAAAGAUUUGUUCUACCCUGAGAUUGAAAAUAUGUACUAUGGCAAGGCAGCAACACUAAACAUGAUAUACCAAGUAAAGGGACUGUUCCCACAUAUUGAAACAGUCUAUAAACAUCUAAGAAAUAGCGAUGUUAAUGGAGAAUCUAUCGUAGAUGGGUGUACAUUUUUGGUAGAAAAGGCAAAUGUUCUGAGCAAUUUUACUGAAGCCUACAACCUAGUGCUUGACUUUGACCCGUACACAAUUGAUAAUAAGGCUUCUAUUGAGGCACAGAAAAGAAUGAAAGCUGGGAUUUCUUCGCUUUUAAACAUUAUAUAUGACCUAUGUGAGCGUAUUGAGGCUGAAUUUACAGAGACUAUGAUGAAGUUAUCUAGCUUGAUUGCAAAUAAUCCAGAAGAACCAUCUGCAUAUGUACUUAAACAGCAUGAGUCUAUAGAUGAUUACUUAUUCGUGCGCCAGUUUUCAUCUUGUAUAUCAGUGCUUGAUGAAAUAGGCAUUGCAAUUGUUAAAUUAUAUAACUGUAUUCUAAGACAGCACCUUGUUGAAGCAGGAAGCCAUACUUUAUAUGGGUUUACUUAUAUUCAUGAUUAUGUUGACAGUGAGAAGCAAUACAAGGAUUCUAUUCUAAAAAAUCCUAAAGUCUAUCAACCAAUUGCCCCAUUAGAAAGGGUUCCAGCGUGUGCAGACUCAGUCCCGUCUAUUUCAAACAGGCAGAGAAAUCCACUAGCACACCCUUCUAUAAAUAGAGCUGAAACUGCAUCAAGGAAUCUUCGUUCUGAUAAAAGAAAUAGAGAGUAUGAUCCACACCAUGCCUCAACUCCCACAGGAAACUAUCCUUUGAAUGAUAAUAAUAGCCACAAGACGCAAAGUGCAAAAAAGCAUUCUUCUGAAGAGAAUAAUUCUAAUAAUGGAGGAGAGAGAUAUCAUGACAAUAAUCAGCGUGAAAUAAAUUUCCUAGUGAGAAAGGAUACCUCUAACCCAAAGCAUAAGCAUAAGGUAGAAGUUCUAGACAGCCACGGUCACUUGUAUGAAGAUGCCGUCAACCAGCAGGCCGUUAAAUCUGAAGAAGAUGAGAGUGGUGAUGUCUAUUACUAUAGAGAUGAAAACAUUGGGGAUAUCUUUACAGAUGUAGGAAAUAAACAUGUGGAUAAUUAUUCGUAUGAAGAUGGCGCCAAUCAGCAGGUCUUUGAAUAUGCAGAAGAUGAGAAUAGUCGCGAUUAUUCAUAUGAAGAUGAUACUAAUGAGGGCGACUUUGAGUCUGCGGAAGAAGGAGAUAGCAAUUCUGAUACUUAUUCAUAUGAAGAUGAUACUAGUGAGGAAGACUUUGAAUCUUCCGAAGAAAGAAGCUUUAAUAAGCAUUGGUAUGAAAAUCACCAGAAAUAG